AUGACGAAGAAGAAGAGCCAAGCAGCUAACGAAGAUCAAACGAUCGAAACCAAUAAGAAAAGCGUCUCCCCCGCUUUAAAACCUCAGAAAGAGAAGCCAGUAGUAGCUAAGCAAGUGAAAAGCUCGAAAGAAGAAGAAGACCUGCUACUAGAUUCAGAUUCCGGAGCUGAUUCCGAUUACGACGGAGAUAGUUUGUCCGGCUCUUUGAACUCCGAUGACUUCGACUCCGAUAUCUUCGAUUCCGAGGACGAUGCUUCACAGAGAGAGACGGAAGGUGGAGACGGAGAAGCGUCGGAAGACGAGCUCCAUGGUCAUGAGGGCUCAGAUGAUGAUGAAGUAGAUAGUGAGAAUGGUGAGGAAGAAGAUGGGAGUGAUGAUGAAGGUUCUGAGGAACGUGAAGUUGCUGAAGAGAGUGAUUCUUCUGAAGAUGAGGUUGCUCCUAGGAAUACAGUUGGGGAUGUUCCUUUGGAGUGGUACAAAGACGAGAAACAUAUUGGUUAUGACAUCACUGGGAAGAAGAUUACCAAGAAAGAGAAGCAAGACAAGCUCGACUCUUUUCUUGCAACUAUGGAUGACUCCAAGAACUGGCGCAAGAUUUAUGAUGAGUAUAAUGACGAGGAAGUGGAGCUGACUAAAGAGGAGAGCAAGCUCAUUCGUAGAAUGCUCAAAGGCGAAGCUCCACAUGCUGAUUUCGAUCCAUAUGCGCCUUAUGUCGAUUGGUUCAAAUGGGACGAUGCGAUACAUCCACUCUCAAGUGCACCAGAACCCAAGCGAAGGUUCAUCCCUUCAAAAUGGGAAGCUAAAAAAGUUGUUAAGUAUGUUAGAGCAAUAAGGAAGGGUCUGAUCAAGUUUGAUAAACCCGAAGAAGAGCCCAACGUAUACCUUUUAUGGGGUGACGAUUCAACUUCAGAUCAAAAGAGCAAGCACUUAACUUAUAUUCCUCCACCGAAACUAAAGCUGCCAGGUUCAGUGACUUAUCUGUUUAUCUGCUUCAGUUCUAGAAUUCCAUUUUCGGAGGUUUUUAAUCUGUACAAUUUGGCUUUUCCAGGACACGAAGAAUCAUACAAUCCUUCUUUGGAAUACAUUCCAACAGAGGAAGAAAUAGCAGCUUAUGAAUUGAUGUUUGAGGAAGAUCGUCCAAAAUUCAUUCCUAAAAGGUUUACAUCUCUGAGAAGCAUCCCAGCAUAUGAGAAUGCACUAAAGGAGUUAUUUGCUCGUUGUUUGGAUCUAUACUUAUGUCCAAGAGUUCGAAAGAAGAGAAUAAACAUUGAUCCUGAAUCAUUGAAGCCUAAGCUACCUAGUAGGAAGGAUCUUAGACCUUAUCCAAACUCCUGCUACCUUGAGUAUAAAGGCCAUACAGGAGCUGUUACUUCUCUAUCCCCUGAUUGUUCUGGCCAGUGGAUAGCCUCAGGUUCUGCUGAUGGAUCUGUUCGUAUAUGGGAAGUGGAGACUGGUAGAUGUCUUAAGGUCUGGCAGUUUAAGGAACCUGUGAAGUGUGUCGCCUGGAAUCCUCUUCCUGACUUUCCAAUUCUAGCCGUCGCCAUGGGACAAGAUUUGGUUAUCCUGAACACUGAACUUGGCACUGAUGAGGAACAACAAAAGAUUGAAGAGCUGCUUCGCUUAGGAAGCCUUCCAGAACUAGAUGAAUCUGCUGCGGCAAUUGUAAGCUGGCAUCAAGAUGAGACAUUUGGAGGGAUCAAGAUAAGACAUUUUAAGAACGUAUCAUUUGUUGACUGGCAUCCAAGAGGAGACUAUCUCUCAGCAGUCAUGUCAGCAGGCGAAACGCGAGGUGUUGUCAUACACCAGCUCUCAGUGCAUAAAACACAAAGGCUCCCAAUAAAGAUGCGGGGACUUCCCGUCUGUACACUUUUUCAUCCCCACCACCGUGGAAUGUUCAUCAUCGCCACGAAAAAGAACGUGCGUGUUUUCAACCUUCAGAAGAAAGAGUUGCCCAUCAAAAAGCUUGAGACCGGGUUGAGAGAGAUCUCAUCGAUGGCGAUUCAUCCUGGUGGUGAUAAUCUGAUAGUAGGAAGCAAAGAAGGGAAGAUGUGUUGGUUUGACAUGGAUCUGUCUUCGAAACCGUACAAGACUCUCAAGAACCAUCCUAAAGACAUUACGAAUGUGGCUUUCCACCGCUCGUAUCCGUUGUUCGCUUCGUGCUCGGAGGAUUCAACGGCUUAUGUGUUCCAUGGAAAGGUGUAUAGUGAUCUGAACGAGAAUCCUCUGAUUGUGCCUUUGGAGAUUCUAAGAGGCCAUUCUACUUCUUCUUCAAAUAGAGGAGUCUUGGACUGCAAGUUUCAUCCGAGGCAACCAUGGUUAUUCACUGCAGGCGCAGACUCAGUUAUUAAACUUUAUUGCCACUAA
Messenger RNA from Eruca vesicaria subsp. sativa (arugula), 2364 nucleotides. The record is from the annotation of a GenBank genome assembly. NCBI's taxonomy places the organism in Eukaryota, Viridiplantae, Streptophyta, Magnoliopsida, Brassicales, Brassicaceae.